AUGGCGAUUAUCGCGCAAGUGCUGGAGAACCCGCACCUGCUGCAGGGGUUGGCCGUCACCCUGCUGCUGGUCGUCGUCUCCAGCUUCUACCGAGAACUGGCUGAUGGCUUACCGUACCGGAAUAUCCCCAUCGUGGGGACGAGCGGAUGGAGGCUAUCCAACUCCAAGGCGAAGCAGCAGUUUGUCUCUUCGGCCAAGGAGAUCAUUGCAUCGGGAUUUGGCCAGGGCAAGCGCGUGUUUCAGAUGAUGUUUGAUCAUAUGCCGACGGUGGUCUUGCAUCCCCAGUUCGUCGACGAGGUGAAGAACCACCCGGAUCUGAACACCACCGAGGCCAUCAAAAAGAUGUUUUUUGGCGCCAAGAUCUCGGGUCUCGAGGCCUUUGAGGGCCUUGACAAGGAUGGCAUCCUGUUGGAAGUGAUCAGCAAGAAGCUGACCCAAACCCUCGGCCAACUUACGAUCCAUUUGUCCCAGGAGACGGCGACCGUGAUGAAGGAUUACCUCCCCGAGUCUGAAGAAUGGAAGUCGUUCACCUUCGCCCAGGAGAUCCCACACAUGGUGGCCCGUCUGUCCUCGCUCGUGUUCCUGGGCCAGAAACUCUGCCGGGACACCGAGUGGCUGGAUAUCUCGGUCAACUACACCAUCCACGGAUUCAUGGCCGCCCGCGACCUCCGGCUCUGGCCGUCCAUCCUGCGCCCCGUAGUCCAGUGGUUCCUCCCAUCGACCAAGAAAGUGCGCGGAGACGUGAGACGGGCCAAGGAGAUCAUCCAGAAGGAGGUCCGCACGAGAGAGCUGAUCCGACAGGGCAAGCUGGCCGAGGAGACCCCGCGCACCCACGCCGACUGCCUGGAUUGGAUCGACGAAGUCGCCGCCGGACGCCCGAUCGACGCGACGCUCGCACAGAUCGGCUUUUCCAUGGCCGCCAUCCACACGACAUCCAACCUGCUGACCAACGUCAUGUAUGACCUGACGGCCUACCCGGAGUUUAUCCAGCCGCUGCGGGAUGAGAUCCGGCAGAUCGUCAAGGAGGAUGGCGUCUUGAAGAAGACCAGUCUGACCAAGAUGAAACUGAUGGACAGCGUGAUGAAAGAGAGCCAGCGCGUGAACCCGGCCAGUAUCGUUCUGUUGAACCGUCUGGCCAUGAAGAGCGUCGUUCUCUCGGACGGCACCCACAUCCCCAAGGGAGCCAACGUAACCGUCUCGACCCACGUCAUGCACGACAACGAAGUGUACCCCAACGCGCAGACCUACGAUGGCUUCCGAUUCUACAAGAAGCGCCAGGUAGCAGGCAGCGAGCACCGGCAUCAAUUCGUGACGACGAGCCCCGAGCACUUCGGCUUCGGACACGGCAUGCACGCCUGCCCCGGACGGUUCUUCGCCUCGAACGAGAUCAAGAUCAUGCUGGCCCACCUGCUGAUGAAGUAUGACUGGAAGUUUGCCGAGGGACCGGAGCGUCCGGCGUCCAUCAUGCACGGCACGGAGGUGAUUUGCAAUCCCACGGUGAAGCUACUUUACAAGUCCCGACAGCCGGAGAUUGAUUUGGCUGCGUUUGGGGAGGGGUUGGUGGAGUGA
Molecule: messenger RNA, 1569 nt
Organism: Aspergillus candidus
Lineage: Eukaryota; Fungi; Ascomycota; Eurotiomycetes; Eurotiales; Aspergillaceae
Product: cytochrome P450
Exons: 6
Coding region: 1-1569 (522 amino acids)
Molecular function (GO): iron ion binding; heme binding; oxidoreductase activity, acting on paired donors, with incorporation or reduction of molecular oxygen
Source: RefSeq, a predicted model, not a curated record